Messenger RNA from Caenorhabditis elegans, 1687 nucleotides. It is a transcript of the gene ugt-3, whose product is annotated as glucuronosyltransferase. The transcript has 5 exons. Gene Ontology annotation, cellular component: membrane. NCBI's taxonomy places the organism in Eukaryota, Metazoa, Nematoda, Chromadorea, Rhabditida, Rhabditidae. Bases 79 to 1668 code for a protein of 529 amino acids. Gene Ontology annotation, molecular function: UDP-glycosyltransferase activity; glucuronosyltransferase activity. The record is from RefSeq and is marked reviewed.
ACUGAACUUAGUCUGAGUGGUAUAAAAUGCCUGAAAAAAAUUAAGAGAAUAUGUUGAAGUCUAAUUCUCGAACUCAAAAUGAGGUACUUAUUAUUAUUAGCAUUUUUUCCCGUUGCUUUCGGGUUCAAUUAUCUUAUUAUUUCCCCAGUUUUUGGGUACAGUCAUAUGAAAUUUAUGGGAAGAAUUGCAGACAUCCUUGCUGAUGCUGGACAUAAUGUGACUUUAUUCCAACCAAUAAUUUAUGAUUACUAUGCACACAAAAAAAUUGUGAAGAAUCCGAACAUUGAAGUGAUUAAUUAUGAAGUCGAUGAAGAAGAAAAAGCUGCAGCUUCUGAAGCGAGUGUUUUCAAGUUUUUCUGGAAAGCAAAAGGAUCUAAAAACCCAAUCUCUUCUGCAAAAAUUACAUCAGAAAAACUUUACAAAGAGUUUGAGCAUAUUUGUAGAAAAAUGCUUUUGGACAAGGAACUUCAUCGUUGGAUUCUAUCGAAAAACUUUGACUCCCACAUAUCAGAGGCAUUUGAUUUUUGUGGUUUAUAUCUUGGAGACUUCUUGAAACUAAAAUCACCAAUCCCUCUCUAUAGUGGAGUUCGAUGUGGAGCAGCUUCAUACGCUGUGGGUGAACCUAUUCCAUUGAAUUACUUACCAACAGAGGGGUCUAAUUAUGGGAAGAAAUCGAGCGCAAUUGACCGAUUAAGUGACAUGCUUGGACUAACCGGUUAUCACUUUCAAUUCGGGAUUUUGUUUGAUAAACAAUAUGAUCAAGCUUACCGAUUAACUGGUGGAAAUGUCCGAACUUGGCAAGAAAUACUUCAAAGCUCCACGUUUUUCUUGACAAACUCCAAUCCUUACUUAUCAUUUUCAACACCAACAAUUUCAAAAGUGAUUCAAAUUGGAGGUUUCACUAUUGAAUCAUUCAAAACAACUACACUCGAUGAAGAAUUUAACAAAAUACUUUCGCUCAGAAACAACACCAUUCUAGUGUCUUUUGGAACAGUUAUUCAAUCAUCAGAUAUGCCAGAUGAUUUCAAAACUGGACUUAUUGAAGCAUUUCGCAGAAUGCCAGAUGCUACAUUUAUCUGGAAAUAUGAAGAGGAUGAUAAGACGUUGAAGAAUAAACUUUCUGAAAACGUAGUUUUAAGCAAGUGGAUUCCUCAGCCAGCUCUGUUAGCAGACAGUCGAUUAGAUUUGUUUGUGACUCAUGGAGGUUUGGGAAGUACUAUGGAAGUUGGAUAUGCAGGAGUGUCAAGUAUUAUGGUUCCUGUAUUCAGUGAUCAAGGAGUAAAUGCAGAGAUGUUAGCUCGCCAUGGUGGUGCCAUUGUCUAUGACAAAUUUGAUCUUGUCGAUAGCAAGAAACUAAUGGAGACGAUCCAGAUGAUUCUCAAUAAUUCUGAUUACAGAAAGAAUUCGAAACGUCUUUCUGAUAUUCUUCAUAAUCAACCAAUGGAUCCGAAGCAAGUACUUCUAAAUCAUUGCGAAUUUGCGGCUCGAUUUGCACAGGUUGAUAAUUUAGAACCAUACGCCAAUAAAUACAACUUUAUCGAAUUUUAUUGUCUUGACAGUCUAGCAUUGGUUGUUUGUACAAUUUCUGUUGUAGCAUUAGUGAUGUUUAAGAUCUUAAGUUUUGUUGUCAAUAGCGUAAUCGAAAAAUUGAAAUUAAAAAAAGAAUAAAUAAAUAAUUUUUUUCCAA